Strongylus vulgaris is the source of this 450-nucleotide messenger RNA. The record is from the annotation of a GenBank genome assembly. NCBI's taxonomy places the organism in Eukaryota, Metazoa, Nematoda, Chromadorea, Rhabditida, Strongylidae.
AUGCUGGAUGACGCAUCAAAAAACAAAUUAGAUACGUUAUUCGAUGCUCCCCGAGCUUGCAAUUCUACCCGCUGUCUUCUAACCUGCUUCAAAGAGAAAAUUGAGAAGAAAUGCAACAAAGGUCACCAGAAUCUUUUGGAUGCAUUAAUAAAUACAAUAUUGCGUGAACACGGUAAAGGAAAAGGGUUUGAAGACGCUCUCACCUACAUCAUGCCGGACUACUGCAACAAAAAUUUCACAAAAGUAAAGUCAGAACAGAAGCGUGAGCCCUCUUCAAGCAGACCUCUUUCAGUAGGGAAGGUUAACAAGAAUGUAGGGAAGAAGAGUGCCUUCAAAAAGGCGAAACCUGGAAAGAAAACGGAGCUCAAGACACAAAAGUCCCUGGCGGUACCAGUAGCUGAAGACAACAAAGUGACGGAAAUCACUCUAAUAGUUGAUGGAGAGGUUUGA